Molecule: messenger RNA, 2283 nt
Organism: Lachancea dasiensis
Lineage: Eukaryota; Fungi; Ascomycota; Saccharomycetes; Saccharomycetales; Saccharomycetaceae
Source: the annotation of a GenBank genome assembly
AUGAUAGUAGCACAGCCUGGAGAGUUGGAACAUUUGAGCGAUCGUCUGGCCAAAACCUGUGUCGUGGAAGAACCCGCGGCGGAGGAAGGGCAGUCGUCAAGUACUCCGGAUUCAACUACCUUGGGUUCCCAAAGCCCAUCCCCGAACUCAGGCGGGCUACAGCUGGACCAGCUUGCAAAUACAAAUUUGCUAACUAUCCGAGUUAAGUGGAGCAAACCUCAAGCCACAGAUCCCCGGACUUCGGAGCUUGUAGGCAGGCUUUCCGAGGUGGCACAUAGUAAGAGGGGCUUUGCACUCAAUCCGUCUGUAAUCGAAAACUACGAGUAUCUCAGCGACAAGACACGGCUGGCAGUUUUGAAGGAGAACCAGGAGACAUAUGUUCAUGAAUUUGGGACGGAGGAAGUUGCAACUUCACAACCAACGUUGAAAUCUGAAAACGCUGCACCGCUCUCGCCUCCGUCCUCACCCCCACAUUCCAACUCUGCUUGGCUGUAUGACUUUGUUUUCCAAUCCCAGUUCAAACAAUGGGCCGACUUGGUCACUGCCCGCGACGAUUCCAUUGCCGCACUCCGCCAAAACGAAACUGUGACAAGAUGGUCAGUAAGUGAAAACGCACAUGCUUUGACUCAUCCCGGAAACCUGUACGUCAGAGGCAUACCCAAAGACCUCACUAUUGAUGAUUUGAUGCCGAUCUUCGGAAAGUUCGGACCUGUCUUGGCGCUGAAAAUCAUUUGCGACACAACUACCGGGCAAUCUCUUGGAUACGGGUUUUUGUCGUACCCACUGGGCUCGCAAGCUUCCAGGUGCAUCAAAGAACUAAAUGGCAAUCUCAUGAAUGGCUCGCCGUUGUUUAUAAACUACCAUGUCGAGCGCAAAGAACGAGAACGCAUCCAUUGGGAUCAUGUAAAGGAGGACAACGAUGAUGAGCGUUUUAAGGGAAUCUUCAUCAGAAACUUGCCUACAGAGAAUGAAGAUAAAAAGAUUGUAGCGCCCGAAGAUGUGGUGGCGAAAUUCGAAUCUGAGCUCGCAGUCAACGACGAACCUGUGCAGAUCCUGUCGUAUUACUUGCCCAAACGCAAUAGUAACAGUGAGGUUGAGUACGAUGACAAUGACGACAAGAUUAACAAUGUGGAAAUUUGCGCCGCGCGCAACGAAGAGUGUCCUUUGAAAGGAUACGGCUUUAUCAAGUUUGGCUCGCAUGCGCAAGCGCUCCGAGCAAUCCAGAAGUUUCACGAUAUGGAGUGGCUUGGAGUCAAGCUUAUUGUCAACAAAGCAGUGCAAUCUAAGCCCCAUGUGUACCACCAUCAUCAGCAUCACCAUCAGCAUAACAAUAAUAGUCACCACACUCAAAAUUAUAAACAUCAAAAUGACCAUAGAAAUCGACGCAACAGCGAACGCUCCAAUCCUGCAAGACAGGCAAGUAUGUCAAACAUAUCUUUUUACGCUCCAUUCAAUGGCUCACCAUCUGGCCUAGGGUUUUUGUCAAACACAAUGCCUAUUUACUCCCAUGCUGCGGAGCUGGACCCUCAUGAUACAGCGGCUGGUUUUUCUCCAGUUCCUUCUCCUUCACCCCACCAGCCAUAUAUCCCGCCAGCUGCAAUGCCACAUAUGCUUUUUGGUGCAGCGCCUUCGCUGAGCACCACUCCAGAAAGCUCUACUGCUCCGUCAUCUCGCAACGGGUCAAUUUUUCAAAGGCAAAGCCAGAAUAGUUUGAUUCCUCACUCGCCCUUUAUGCUACCUAUUCCGACCAAGGAUCAACAGGAAUCAAACCUGUACGUUAAGCACCUGCCACUAACCUGGAGAGAUGAAGACUUUUACCAAUUCUACGAAAAGUUUGGUGAGAUUAUUAGCGCCAAGAUCAUCACUGUGGGCGGUAGUAAGAACGGAGAAAAUACGGAGAAAAGAUCACAACAAGUAGAUGACUCAGCGCUGGGAACCUCCAGAGGUUACGGUUUUGUCUGCUUCAAAAAUCCAUUAGAUGCUUCCCGGGCCAUGAUGAUCACCGACCGUUACCAAGUCGAUGAAGACCACACCUUAUACGUGUCAUUUGCCCAAAAGCGUGCCAAAUCUGUCAGCAAUGGUGAUUCGGUCAAAGUUCCCGUGAAUGAAGAUAGGUCACACUCUGCGCGGAGGAGCUUUCAUUAUGGUCAACACCCUGGAACCGACGUGUUAGGCAACUAUAAUGCGAAGUUUUUAAGUGCAAUGAUGCAGCAACAAAAUGGAAUGGCUCGGGCUCGUGGGAGCUGGCCCGUAGCUUUGGGGCCUCAAAUGCCUCCACAUUAG